Oryza brachyantha (malo sina) is the source of this 2620-nucleotide messenger RNA. Its product is annotated as casein kinase 1-like protein HD16. The transcript has 16 exons. Gene Ontology annotation, molecular function: ATP binding; protein serine/threonine kinase activity. The coding region runs from base 252 to 2288 and encodes 678 amino acids. Gene Ontology annotation, biological process: endocytosis; signal transduction; peptidyl-serine phosphorylation. Gene Ontology annotation, cellular component: nucleus; cytoplasm. Lineage: Eukaryota; Viridiplantae; Streptophyta; Magnoliopsida; Poales; Poaceae. The record is from RefSeq and is a predicted model, not a curated record.
CAGCACCACCACCUGCAAUCGGCUUCCCCUUCUCCCCUUCCGUCUCUUCCUCCCCCAUUCCAUCACAUCCACGACAAACCCGAACCCUAGCUGUCUCCGUGCUAGGGCCGCCGCCGCCGCCGCGCGCCGCGACUAGAGCGUCGCCGCACCACUCGCUCCCCAGCCAUCCCCGAGAUCGGCGCCGUCGCUAGCUUUUGGCGGCGGAAUCUGAGGAUGCGGGGGCGUCGGGGCAUGGGGCUCCAUGGCUGAGGAUGCCUGUGCUGCGUAGCGCGGCGAGGAGGGCCCGAGAGGCGCAAGAUAAUCCGGCGGCGGCGGGGACACCGACCCCACCGCCGGCGGGGACACCGACCCCACCGCCGGCGAGGAGACGAAGGGCGGCGAGGAGGAAGGAGCCAGAAGGCGCCGUAGAGGCUGCUCCGGAGGUGGAAGAGAGGAAGGAGGAGGAGAUCGAGUUCGCGGAUUUCGAAGGGGGAGGCGGCGGCGAGAAGCAGAUGGACGACCCGGACAGCGGGGCGCGCAGCGCCGACAAACAGGCCGUCGAGGAUGAGGGGAAUACUACUCCAGUCCCUGAUACGGUCCAGGUGGGCAAUUCACCUAAGUAUAGAGUUGACAAAAAACUUGGCAAGGGAGGAUUUGGCCAAGUAUAUGUUGGCCGCCGCAUGUUAGCUAACGGUCCAGGUGCUGCUGAGGUGGCGUUAAAGUUUGAACACAGGACCAGUAAAGGAUGCAACCAUGGGCCCCCUUACGAAUGGCAGGUUUACAACACCCUUGGCGGCAUUCACGGGGUACCUCGAGUCCACUACAAAGGGCGUCAAGGCGAAUACUAUGUUAUGGUUAUGGAUAUGCUGGGACCCAGUCUUUGGGAUGUUUGGAAUAAUAAUUCUCACACAAUGUCUGUUGAGAUGGUUGCAUGCAUCGCUAUUGAAGCUAUCUCCAUUCUUGAGAAAAUGCAUUCAAAAGGAUAUGUUCAUGGGGAUGUCAAACCUGAAAAUUUCUUGCUAGGACCUAUUGGAACUCCUGAAGAAAAGAGACUCUUCCUCGUUGAUCUUGGAUUAGCUACCAAGUGGAAGGAUAGUUCAACUGGCCAACAUGUUGAGUAUGACCAGCGACCUGAUGUUUUCAGGGGGACAGUUCGCUAUGCCAGUGUUCAUGCACAUCUAGGGAGAAUAGGUAGCAGGAGGGAUGAUUUAGAAUCUCUAGCUUAUACGCUAGUCUUCCUUCUACGAGGACGUCUACCUUGGCAAGGUUAUCAGGGUGAAAAUAAGGGCUUCCUUGUGUGCAAAAAGAAAAUGGCCACGUCUCCAGAAUCUCUGUGUUGUUUUUGCCCACAACCCUUUAGGGAGUUUGUAGAGUAUGUGGUCAACUUGAAGUUUGAUGAAGAACCUAACUACGCAAAGUGUAUAUCCCUUUUUGAUACUGUAGUGGGCCCAAAUCCAGAUAUUAGACCAAUUAACACUGAUGGUGCCCAGAAGCUUAUACAUCAAGUUGGCCAGAAGAGAGGUCGCUUAUUGAUGGAAGAAGAGACAGAUGAACAACCAAAGAAGAAAAUCAGGAUGGGGAUGCCCGCAACGCAGUGGAUUAGUGUUUAUAAUGCCAGACGGCCUAUGAAACAAAGGUAUCACUACAAUGUUGCAGAUUCAAGGCUUGUACAACACAUUGACAAAGGGAAUGAAGAUGGUCUCUUUAUCAGUUGCAUAACAUCUUGCUCCAAUCUCUGGGCACUAAUCAUGGAUGCUGGUACUGGGUUCACUUCUCAGGUUUAUGAGCUUUCGCCACAUUUUCUUCACAAGGAAUGGAUUAUGGACCAAUGGGAAAGGAACUAUUAUAUAACUGCACUUGCAGGAGCAAAUAAUGGCAGUUCCCUGGUAGUGAUGUCAAAAGGAACAAUGUAUACACAGCAGUCCUACAAGGUAAGUGAUACUUUCCCUUUCAAAUGGAUAAACAAGAAAUGGCGAGAUGGUUUCUAUGUGACUUCCAUGGCAACAGCUGGAAGUAGAUGGGCAGUUGUUAUGUCACGUAACGCUGGAUUUUCUGAUCAGGUUGUUGAACUGGAUUUCCUGUACCCCAGUGAGGGAAUUCACAAGAGAUGGGACAAUGGUUAUCGGAUAACUGCAACUGCUGCUACCUGGGAUCAAGCUGCAUUCGUUUUAAGUGUACCAAGAAGGAAGCCUACAGAUGAAACUCAGGAGACACUGAGGACAUCUGCUUUCCCUAGUCAACAUGUGAAGGAGAAAUGGUCCAAGAAUCUCUACCUUGCAUCAGUAUGCUAUGGACGUACUGUAUCCUAGGAAUCUUGCCAUCUUGUUGAAGCAAUUUCGAGUUCUUGCAUUGGUCUCUGCGCACAGUGCAGCGGCUUCUGUGGUGCUGGCAAGUUCUGAAUGCUACUUAGCGUUACCCUGAGACCCUGACUAUCGUGCUGUUGUGAAGAUAUUUAAUGGUUAUCCUUCUUAAUUAUAGAAGAGCGUGUACAGUAGUAAAUGUUUUGUAGCUCGUGUAAUCGUUUAUGUAGUGUACUGUUUAACUGUAGUGCAAGGCGUUGUCAGAUGUGUACACCUGCCCAAUAUGAUUGAACUCCUAUCUAAUCGUGCCAGAGCCUGAUGUUCCUGCUCGCGACUCUUAU